AUGGAAAUCUCGAACAAUAUGAGAAAUCCGUGGAUGUUGGCUGGAGACUUCAAUGAUAUUACUUAUGUUAGUGAAAAGAAAGGUGGUGUGACGCCUUCUUUGAGUAGAUGCAAAAGAUUAAGGGAUAGAAUGGAGUUGUGUCGAGUUAGUGAUGUGGAGUCGCGAAGGCCUAUUUUUACUUGGAGAGGGCCAAUCUAUCGUGGAGGCCAGCGUAUUUAUGAAAAGCUGGAUCGGGCUUUGAGCAAUGAUGAGUGGAGAAUGAGGUUUCCAGAUUCGUAUGUGAAAGUUUUGAUGAGGGUGGACUUCUCUGAUCAUCAUCCUAUUCUCAUAAACUUAAAGGAAGAUAAUUUUGACAGGCAUGAGAAACAUUUUCGUUUUGAAAAUGCUUGGCUGACAAAUGAUACGUAUGGUAAUAUGCUUCGAGAUGUUUGGAAAGAGGAUAAGGAUGUUGUGCAAAACCUAAAGAAUGUGGUUGAUGGCAUUGACAACUAG
Vicia villosa (hairy vetch) is the source of this 492-nucleotide messenger RNA. RefSeq lists its product as uncharacterized. The record is from RefSeq and is a predicted model, not a curated record. The transcript has a single exon. The coding region runs from base 1 to 492 and encodes 163 amino acids. NCBI's taxonomy places the organism in Eukaryota, Viridiplantae, Streptophyta, Magnoliopsida, Fabales, Fabaceae.